AAUACAUGUAUUCAAAAAUGGCGCGACUAAGAAGACAAAAGAAGAUCAAUAGGAAUAUAAACAAUGAGAUUUAUUUUCAACAGUUUAUCGAAGAUUGUUGUACCGGUAUCACGUGUCAUUUAGAAAGUUAUUGUUUUAAGAUUUAUAGACAAGAGAAUCCGGAAAUGCGGUCAGUGAUAUAAAAUCGAAGAGUCUAGUACAUGCAAGUUACAAUAUUUAUUCAUCAAUAUGGCGGACGGCGAUUUACUCGUUAAUAUUUCGGGCGCUGCUCUUUCUUUAUUACUUUACGAAAAUGUACGCAACGUCGGAGAUCAGAUGGGUUUUCUACUCGGUGAAAUAGUUGAGUAUAUUGUUAAAAAGUUCACGGAUUCUGACAAUCAGGUGGAUAUUAAAAGACAUAUUAAUAUUGAAACUGUUGUGACAUGCUCUAUGCCAGAUAUUUUGCAUGAUUCGACCGGUAGAAUCGAUAAAGAGAAGUUGAGAGAUUUCUUGUCUUAUAAAAGCAAACAAGUUAUUGGAUGGUUUAGAUUUAGACACAACUCUUGCUUGGUACCUACUUUAAGGGAUAAACUUUUGCACAAACAGUUUGCUUCGCAUUUCUCUAGUAGUCAUGGUUAUAAAGAGGAUUUCUUUGUCACGUGUCUGUUGUCUUCUUCCGUGUCAAAUUCAAACGGAACUCAUAAAUUUAGACACGUUCUUUUAAGACGUAGAAGAGGGACAUUCGAACCAAUAUCCAUGAAGAUAAGUAGUUUAAGGGAUGGCGAACCUUCGCUUAAUGGUUCAGAUUAUAAACGUACUCCUCAAACGAGAUCGAUAGCAGAGAUCGAUACAUUUACUAAAAUAAUACAAUCGCUCAAAUUAAAUCUUACACAAAUUUCUGGCAUUGAAUCUGCAACUAUUAUAGAAAAAGAAGCUGAAAAAUACUUAAAUACGUUAAUUCCGAAAGUUUCCGAAUCCGAUCGUGAAGUUUUUGAAUUGGAAAGGCAAAUAGGAGAACUCAGGAAUAAAAUACGUUUGCAGAAUAUAGCCAAGACAAAAGUUAAUGGCAAUUCAGAUGCGACUAAGUUGAAUUACGAAGUUGACAAAAAUAGCAGUUACGAAGAGAACAAUUUAUCACCAGAAAAAGUAGAUGCUCCUAGUAAAAUCCACGAAGAUGACCAACUAUACAAGUACCAUUCUUUAACAGAUGAAUCAAGUGACAACCGACCAAGUAGUACAGGAACUGUUCAUACAGAAAGUGUGUCCAAGGAAAAGCUGAAAAUAGGGUUAAAUACAGACACGCAGAACAGUCAAACUCGUGAUCCAUUUACUGUAAGCACAGCUUCGAAUGCAAAGUUAGAUAUGGUUGGAAGCACAUUAAAAAGAAACAAAUGCUCGACUAAUAUGAUUUCUGAGAUCUCGAGACAACCAAUAACUAUGGGAGAACAGAUUGAAAGUGGUGUCGGUAGAGGUAGUCCAAAAUAUGGACAAGAUAUUAACGCUGUUCUAAAGGCUAGACGAGGAUUAGUAUUACGACAUAACAGUGAAAGAAAUAUAGGAGAAUCCUCAGAACAAUCUUCAAUAAAAAAUACUAUUCAAAACCAGCAACCUCCUAUUUACGAAGAAACUUCAAAAAGAAAUAUCGACAAGCGUAAUUUUUCAGAUGUGUCAGAUACUCAUUGAACUAAACACAAUCCUAUGGAGUUCAAUCAUUCCAAGGAUUGUAUAAUCCUUAGCUUUCUUUGAGAGCUUUAUGAGAAUACUUAAAAUUGUUCCAAAGCGUUUUACGCGAAUAAAGUAUGACCAUAUUCUUAGAACUACUUUAUGCUCCACAAGAUGCGUUGUAAAUAUUUCUUACGCUGAAAUAUAAUAAUUUUGAAACU
This is a messenger RNA of Vespula pensylvanica (western yellowjacket), 1862 nucleotides long. RefSeq names its product BRISC complex subunit FAM175B-like. Gene Ontology annotation, biological process: mitotic spindle assembly; protein K63-linked deubiquitination; attachment of spindle microtubules to kinetochore. The record is from RefSeq and is a predicted model, not a curated record. Gene Ontology annotation, molecular function: polyubiquitin modification-dependent protein binding; microtubule binding. The transcript has 7 exons. Gene Ontology annotation, cellular component: nucleus. NCBI's taxonomy places the organism in Eukaryota, Metazoa, Arthropoda, Insecta, Hymenoptera, Vespidae. Bases 229 to 1662 code for a protein of 477 amino acids.